Messenger RNA from Pomacea canaliculata, 887 nucleotides. RefSeq lists its product as uncharacterized. The record is from RefSeq and is a predicted model, not a curated record. The transcript has 4 exons. Lineage: Eukaryota; Metazoa; Mollusca; Gastropoda; Architaenioglossa; Ampullariidae. The coding region runs from base 268 to 708 and encodes 146 amino acids.
GAAGCUCCUUUCGAGCAUUGAAACUCCAGACGCCAUCUUGCGCAGAAGGUAGUGUUAUGGCGUAGCCUUCUGUGUGUGUUAUCUCCACUGAGUUGAUUCUUUAUUGAGUGUGUUGUUUCUGAUUGCUGGAUUAACAAUCAAACAGAUAUCAGCCAAGAAAGAAGAUAGUACUUAAGUAUAAGUACUUUUUUCAUCACGUGAAGACAUGUGUGACUUGGAAUAGUGCUAGAAGAUGAAUUCUGUGGGAUAAAGGAGUUGGGGAGCGUCAUGAAUAGGACUGAUUUAGUUUAUGCUGAUGAAGUUUCAGACAGCUCUUCAAAUAGUGGAUUUUCUUCGGAGUCAUCAAGUUCAAGUUUCUGUUCUUCUGACAGCGAUACUGCCAGUACUCAAGAUCAAGAGUGGAGUACAAAUACCACUAGCUACUUCUCUGGGCAGCUGAGUGUGCCUACAAGAACAUGCUGCCAAAACAUAUCUUCAUUGUCCACCAGCAAGAAUGAGGCUGCAUUGCCCACUGCUCAUGGAGCCCCCAUGAGUGUUAGUGCUGAUAUCAGAAGGGAUACAGAAUUACUUGGCAGAUACCACACUUUUUCAGCUGUUCUCAAAGAUACUGACUUAAUCACAGAAACUCAUCUAUCUUUCCAGAAAGUCUUAGAUCAGUGCAUCAAAAAAGAAGGGUGGGAGAUUGGGGAGAAACUACACAGUGACUGAAGAAAAGGUCUUGACACCAGAAUACCUAAGAGGUCUAGACAUGAGCAGGACAGUACCAACUAAAGUAUAUCACAGCAGAUCCAGAGAUCAGCAAGUGCCAAUCUUAGAACAACCCAGAUCUUCUGUUUGUGAUGCAUGCCACGAUCCUCUAAACCCAGCCCAAAUUUUGAAAGAAGGGC